This is a messenger RNA of Sphaerodactylus townsendi, 2969 nucleotides long. Its product is annotated as receptor-interacting serine/threonine-protein kinase 2-like. Bases 107 to 1732 code for a protein of 541 amino acids. The transcript is spliced from 12 exons. Gene Ontology annotation, molecular function: ATP binding; JUN kinase kinase kinase activity. Lineage: Eukaryota; Metazoa; Chordata; Lepidosauria; Squamata; Sphaerodactylidae. Gene Ontology annotation, biological process: regulation of apoptotic process; protein phosphorylation. The record is from RefSeq and is a predicted model, not a curated record.
CCCUGCUAGUCUGUUGUCGGAGAUCAACUCUCAAGGAGCUGACGUCCAGAGACCUGUGGAUUUGUUGCUCACAUUCAGAGGGCUCUCCUUCCUAGACAUCACAAAAAUGUCCAAUCGGGUACCCAUCAUUUCCCCGGAAGAUCUGGAGAGCAUCACCCUGACUAGGGCAGGAUUUGGCUUCAUUCUGAAAGCUUUCCACACACCGCGGAACACUGACGUUGCCUUGAAGCUGCUGACUUGCAAGAGUGCGACAGACAGAGACUUGAAGGCGCUGCUGGAAGAUGUAGCUGGCAUCCAGCAUGUUAACUGUGAAAGGCUCAUACCUUCCAUUGGCAUCUACCACUUCCAAGGACUCCUUGGGGUUGUUACGGAAUGGAUGCACAACGGAUCGCUCCAUUCCCUCAUCCAUGAGCACGAACUCUAUCUGGAUUUGCCUCUUCCUCUGUGCAUAAGGAUAUUGACAGAUGUGGCAGAAGGCCUCGGUUAUCUACACAGUUUGGAACAUCCCAUCCUUCACCACAGCCUGAAACCUUCUAAUGUCCUCCUAGAUCUUGAGUACAGAGCCAAGCUAUCAGAUUACGGCUUUCCCACCUGGAGAAGGCAGCAGUUAAGAUCUGUCCUACAGAACUCUAACAACAGAAGUUGUUGGGAUUUGCAUUACCUGUCCCCUGAAAUACUCCAAGGAGGUAGCUUCUCUCGAGAAGGUGAUAUUUACAGUUUUGGAAUGAUGUGUUGGGAAAGCCUAAGCAGACAGAAGCCACUGGAAGGCAAGAAGACCCUGCUUGAAGCUGUGACUAGUGUCUGCAACAGAGUUCGCCCUGGAGUCGAACCGGCCUUUAUUCCCAGCAGCCUGCCUCAUCGAAACAAACUGAUAAGGCUAAUCGCAGUGUGCUGGCACCCAGAACCCAGUUGCAGGCCCUGUGCUGCAGAUUGCAAAGAGUUGCUACAGGAUGUUCUUGGUAUGUUUAGCAAGGAGAUGAUUUCUGACGCCAUCUACAACCUGAUUCAUGCCAAGGACUGUGCAACAGAUGCUGCCAAAAGCCCAGUUUCUCACGGUCUCGAAAUCGAUUUGCGCAACUUGGAGGCCAGCAGCCUCCGGGACGAGAACAGGCAGACCAAAAAGAUUACUCUAGAAGCACAGAGCUUGCCAGAUAUCCACCUCAAAAGCAGCACACACACACAAGAAAAAGAAGCUAAGCAGACACUUCAUGCCAACGCCAGCCCUCCUAAUACAGCCUUGGAAAAAGGCCCUCCAGCAUGUGGCAGCAAAAGACAGAGCCCUCCUCAUUUCUUAUCCACUCUACUUACACUGGAUCCAAGUGAAAAAGUCACCUCUUCCUCAUGCAGGAAGUCCGAGGGUUGGCAGCCCCCGCAGCAACCUGUGCAGGGACCAGCUCGUAGUCCUACCCACAGUAACCUUCCCUCCACCUGGCCUGGAUGCCCACUCACAGAUCCAUGCUCUAAAGGAAGCUGCUGCACCAUCCUAGCCUGCAGGCGAGAACCCAUCUUGCACUUUAUGACAGAAGGGCGCCUGAACCACAUCCUGGACGUCCUGCGCUCCCAGCAGAUUUUAUCCAGAACAGACUAUGAAACAAUCACUUCGUUCUCUACUGUGACCAGCCGGGCACGCGCUUUGCUGGACACUUGCCUCAGCCUUGGGGAGAAAGCUGCCCAAACCGUUGUGGGCAUUCUGUCUGGCAGCAAGUGCAGCCCUUUGGCAAGAACGCGGUGAAUUGAAUGGCUUUCAGCACAGCGAGUUGUUCACAAUUGUCUUUGUGAAUGGUAACUUUGUACAGGCGUUGAUUCAUGUGUCUUCAUGACCUUCCGCCGUGCAUGAGAGAGUCUUGCACACUUCCGCUCAGUGACUUUAACCCAAGGAGAAUUGGAUUAAGAGGUCAAGUCGCCCGCUGCCUGAGCUCAUAACCAUCAAGAGUCCUUUUUACAAAAAAAUAACGAUGGACCUUUGAGAUGUUGGAAGGAGGGCACAGCUGAAGUCCAGCGUUGGCUCUUAACUUCCUACUUGGAGAGGAGGCAUUGUGGUGCUCUUGUUUUUCCUGCUGGGAGAGAGGAGAUUGCCGAGACUUGGCCAAUGAAGGGGAAAGGGCACCUAAGGCUGGGGUUGCCCCUCAGAGCAACAACAAAGGAUGCCUGCUGGGGUGUGCAAACCUUAAGGGCAAACUCAGGCCAGCCUUGCACCAGCAGGGCAUCCUGGUUCAAAUGAGCUUUUAUUAGUUGCUGAGUCAGAGGGUUUCUGAAUAGUCCCCGAGGCACUUGGUUGGGUGUUUUAAAUGACGUAUCACCAUCUGAGCUUGUAACUGAGGCGGGUGAAUUCUCAAGAGAGGCUCUGCUCUGCCUUAGUGGGCAUGUCCAUCUGAUCGAUAAAAUAGCGCUGAAGGUUUCUAUAACCCUGUCUGAUAGCAGCCACUUAAAUUAGUAGCAGCAAUUAACAGUCUGGCCCAGCUACGCCUCUGAUGCAAGUAAAGAGAAGAUUUCAAGCGUGGCCAGAUUUUUUUUAAAAAGCAUCUCUUGCUCUAAAGUUCAGAAACAGAUAUUUCACUCUAACCACCUGUCAUUCAUGCCAAAUGACUUGAAUUCUGCUUAACUUUCUCUCGAUGGCUUUUUCAAGAAAUGCAGAAUAAGGGAGGAAAGGAACUUUCCUUGCUGAUCAUUUUCUCUCAGCCUUGCUUACAGCUAUUUUUAUUCUAAUUACAGCUCCGGUGAUUACUUCUCAUUUUAAAAAUGAGAGGGGGAUUGCAUACAAUUCUGCAUGAUGCAGAGUUUAGAAUCCUGUUAUGUAUACCAUUUGGGCAAGCUUGAUUGCUAUGUGUACAUUGUGCAAUAAAUAAUUUCAGAGCUGGUCCAUUGCAACAAAAUUAGACUUCUGCUGAGGAUAUACACUCCCAUGUCGCUGUCAAACUGACUGUGACUCAUGAAAGCUUAUGUUGGAAUAAAUGUUGGUCUUCAAGGUG